CGGAUGAGGUCACUCUUUGUGGCGGCGGCUGUUGGCAAGAUGGCGCCGGUGCUGGCGGAGAAGAAGCUGCUGGGGCCGGACGCGCCCGCGCCGGGCGAGUUCCUCAGCGAGGAGGAAGAAGGCCAGAGCCUCUGGCUUUCAAUACUAAGUGAAGUUUCUACUCGAUCGAGGUCUAAAUUACCCUCUGGGAAAAAUAUUCUUGUUUUUGGUGAUGACGGCUCGGGCAAAACAACACUAAUGACUAAAAUACAAGGAGCAGAGCAUGGCAAGAAAGGAAGAGGGCUGGAAUACCUUUACCUGAACAUUCAUGAUGAGGACCGAGAUGAUCAAACCCGCUGUAAUGUCUGGAUUCUUGACGGGGACUUGUACCACAAAGGGCUCUUAAAGUUUGCUGUUUUGCCGGAAUCGCUGCAAGAGACCCUGGUAAUCUUUGUGGCGGACAUGUCGAGACCAUGGACUAUUAUGGAAUCUUUACAAAAAUGGGCCAGCGUCUUGCGUGAGCACAUUGAUAAGCUGAAAAUCCCCCCUGAAGAGAUGAGAGACAUGGAGCAGCAGUUUGUGAAGGCAUUUCAGGAGUACAUGGAGCCUGAGGAAGGCUAUCAGGGAUCACCACAGAGAAGAGGCCCGUCGGGCCAAGAUGAUGAAAAUGUUGCUUUACCACUUGGGGACAACGUGCUGACCCACAACCUUGGAAUUCCUGUGAUAGUUGUUUGUACGAAGUGUGAUGCAAUGAGCAUACUAGAAAAGGAACAUGACUACAGAGAAGAACAGUUUGACUUUAUUCAGUCCCACAUUCGCAGAUUCUGCUUGCAGUAUGGUGCAGCCUUGAUUUAUACAUCAGUUAAGGAGGAAAAGAACCUCGAUUUGUUGUAUAAGUACAUUGUACAUAAAACAUACAGCUUUCACUUUGCCACACCUGCCUUAGUGGUCGAAAAGGAUGCUGUUUUCAUACCUGCUGGCUGGGACAAUGAAAAGAAAAUUGCCAUUCUGCACGAAAACUUGACAACAGUGAAACCUGAAGAUGCGUAUGAAGACUUCAUUGUAAAACCACCAGUAAGAAAGUUAGUGCAUGAUAAAGAGCUUGCAGCAGAAGACGAACAAGUGUUUCUUAUGAAGCAGCAGUCUUACCUUGCCAAGCAGCCGGCUACACCUACAAGGGCUUCUGAAUCUCCUGCAAGAGGGCCUUCCGGAUCACCGAGACCCCAGGGCAGACCUUGUCCUGCCACUGUCCCCAGUGCCUCACCAAUAGCAUCCGUUAAGAAGCCAGAUCCAGCUAUUAAAAAUAAUGCUGCCAGCGAAGGCGUCCUGGCCAGCUUCUUCAACAGUCUGUUGAGUAAAAAGACCGGCUCUCCUGGGAGUCCUGGAGCAGGAGGCGUGCAAAGUACAGCCAAAAAAUCAGGGCAAAAAACAGUUUUGACGAAUGUUCAAGAAGAACUGGAUAGAAUGACUCGCAAGCCAGACUCGAUGGUAACGGCCAACUCGUCUCCGACAGAGAACGAAGCUUGAUAACGCCUAAACCUGCAUAUGUAAAUGACCAAAUAACUAUGUACAUUGAUCUGAUAAGACCAGGAGCUCUCUGCUGUUGUGGCAG
Molecule: messenger RNA, 1591 nt
Organism: Euleptes europaea (tarantolino)
Lineage: Eukaryota; Metazoa; Chordata; Lepidosauria; Squamata; Sphaerodactylidae
Gene: DYNC1LI2
Product: dynein cytoplasmic 1 light intermediate chain 2
Exons: 13
Coding region: 4-1506 (500 amino acids)
Biological process (GO): microtubule-based movement; microtubule cytoskeleton organization
Cellular component (GO): cytoplasmic dynein complex; centrosome
Molecular function (GO): dynein heavy chain binding
Source: RefSeq, a predicted model, not a curated record